Molecule: messenger RNA, 2074 nt
Organism: Owenia fusiformis
Lineage: Eukaryota; Metazoa; Annelida; Polychaeta; Sabellida; Oweniidae
Source: the annotation of a GenBank genome assembly
CCCAAUUAAACCAAACACACUGACAUGAGAUGAAAGCUUUCAACUUGAUGUAGAUAUAAAGACUCAAUUGUUGACAAGUUCCAGGCAUCAAAAGCCAAGGGUACUUUUAAAGUAUAAACUGGAAAACAGUUCCAUCAGUCUGGACUCCGCACCAAUACGUCAAGUACGGAACACUGUUGCUAAAUCGUUGUCAGACAGACAAACCCCUUCAAGCAAUAGAAAACCAAAAUGCUCCAAUCUCAUCCGCCUUGCCACCCACAGAGAGUUGUCUACCAGCAAUCAGGAUGGGACCCUAACAUACAGUAUGUCCAACCAGAGGGAACACCUAGGGGUCACAAUAUAGCAACAAACAGAUCUUAUGAGCCAAUCACAAGACUCAAUUCAUAUCAUGUGACCACAACUACAGAAUCAAACAAUCAGCUCAAUUCUCAUUACAUUGUCAGAAAAGUUCAGCCAAGCAGAGAGGUCAAUUCUCAUCACAUGAUCAGAACUGGUCAGCCAAUCAAUGGUGUAUAUGCAAGUCAUGUGAUGCAUACAGGUGGCACUCCACAGUUCAGAGGUCAGCCAGCACCACAAUACAAACUUGGCCCAGGGAUGGUGAUUUCACGUCGCUUAAUCACAGCCCCACAAGGAAAGAUCCCAAAACGCUAUAUAAUCACACGACUACCAGAGCAACAAAAUCCCAUGGACAAUCAACAAGAAUCACCAUAUGAAAUGUUCAACAGAUCGUUAGAGAAAACAUCAAAAUGGCUGACUGAGCAGAAUUCGCUAAAGAAUAAAUAUGCUGAUGUGCCAAAAAUCAUCCCAGAUGCACCAAAACUGAUACGUAAAGACAGCCUGUCUGCCAAGUUAUGAUGAAUACAUAUCCUCAGUGUCAACACAAGGUGAUGAUGUCGUAAACAAAAUGAACAAUGAUGACAUAUAUAACUAUCAUACUUAUAGAUGAAGUUCCAGACUGCACCAUAAAAUUAUAUAUACCAGUGAUAUGAAGAGAUAGAUUCUGAACUUUAAAAAACUUAAACUGUAUACUUUAUAUUCAUUAAACAUUUGUAAACACUAAUAUGUUAUAUUUUAUGAUAUUUUUGUCAAUAAAAAACUUUCAAGUUUUUAAUAAUCAUGUUUUUGAUGAUAAAAACCUUGAUAUCAAACAGAUAAGUGUGACAUUAUACCACAAGCAACCAUCUUCGCCUGAUUCAUAAAGCAUUGCAGUGUUAAGUGAUGAAAAUGCGAUAUCUCAGUCUAGGCAAAUGAACCUCAUUCAUACCCAAAUCACAGGUUGGAAUCUCUAAUCGGUCGCAGUGAAUACCAUGUGCUUGGCACAUGUUACAUCAGUCUAGUUUCAUGUUUAAGGAUCAAUGUGAGGCCACACUUGGUACAAUUGGUAUACCCACAUAAUGACGCCAUUCAAAAUAUUUUGAAAGAGAUUAAUGUUAGUGAUUUCUAAUUAUAUAGACACUAUUGUACAGAUGACAUGACUUGAUGACACUGAACGAUGUUGUCUUAAAUCAUAACGGCAGUUUUCAAAGUACAUCAUCUGAAAUUAUCAUAUUUAUGCUAUUUCUAGAUGUCUCAAGAAAUGUAGACAUAAUAUGAACAUAAAGUGCUCAUUAAUUAUAUUCUAAACAUCAGAAUAUUAACCUACAAUCUGAUGUGCAAAUUUUAAAAUGUUUAGUUCGAAAAUUUUAAUGGAGUUCAAUAGGAAAUAGCAAAAAUGCCAAAACUUUAAAUAUAGCAUGAUUCUAAAACAAUCAUAACUGGAAUAUUAAAAUGUCCAAAUGUUUUGAUUUUUGUACAUUUUACAAUCAAAAUAUAGUUUUACACAAUGUUUUGCUCAUAAGACACAAUAUAUCAAAUUAAGACUAAAAUAUUCAACCAGGCAAAGAAAGAGAUGAGGUACAGUGUGCGUUCAGGAAUACAUGAAUUCCCCAAUUUUAUUGAUAAUCAGACUAAGAAAACAGUGACGCAGCUACAUGAUAUACUAUGUAUCCAAGGUACUCAAAGGUGUACACUCAGUUUUUGAGAAAAUAGUAUUCUGUAAAACAUAAAUAAAAUCCAGAAUAAAAAUAGAUAUGUA